Aphanomyces astaci is the source of this 597-nucleotide messenger RNA. RefSeq lists its product as hypothetical. The transcript has a single exon. NCBI's taxonomy places the organism in Eukaryota, Oomycota, Saprolegniomycetes, Saprolegniales, Verrucalvaceae. The record is from RefSeq and is a predicted model, not a curated record. Bases 12 to 461 code for a protein of 149 amino acids. Gene Ontology annotation, molecular function: zinc ion binding; nucleic acid binding.
AUUAUUGACCCAUGGCGGACUCCCGACCCCAAGCGCGAGGCGGCAUGGUCAUUGGAGCCGUGCGCCCGGGAUUGGGUCGAAAGACGGCAGAUCCAGCAAACGCGACGUGCCAAAAGUGCUUAAAGAAGGGCCAUUGGACGUUCGAGUGCCAGGGCAAAGCAGCGUACGUCAGACGACCGAGCCGCUCCAAACAACUGGCCAACCCAAAAUUGCGGCAGCCGUUCAAUACGGACAAGCCGCCUGAGCGAAGCGUGUAUGAGGGCGGAGACAAGCAAGCCGAGGAUGGCAAACCCGAAAAGAAAGUUUCCAAGAAGCGAAAGGACGACGACUCAUCUUCGUCAUCGUCGUCGAGCUCGUCCGACUCGAGUUCGUCGAGUUCAUCAAGUUCGUCCAGUUCGUCGGACUCAUCAUCCAGCUCAGAGAGCGAAGACGAAAGACCCCGAAAGAAGCAAAAAGAUUAGGCCCCACCACAUAAGCUCUAGGCAUCAUGAAUUACUUAGCCCACCUGCCUCUCGGUUAUCGGUGCAAAGCACGCCAAUUUCCGCAUGUGUAGCUGGUAUGCAGCUUUACUACUAACAGUUAAUACGCCAUGUUGCU